Anthostomella pinea is the source of this 3744-nucleotide messenger RNA. The record is from the annotation of a GenBank genome assembly. NCBI's taxonomy places the organism in Eukaryota, Fungi, Ascomycota, Sordariomycetes, Xylariales, Xylariaceae.
AUGGCGACUCCUGAAGCUUCAUCACAGCCUGCGGCAAUAUCCGUAGGGUCUUACGAUACAGCAUUAUGUAUUAUACCACCUGAGCAUCUCUGGCCCGCCGUCGAUGGCCUAAGAUGUCUCUACGACAAGGCCUACGAACAGUGGCCUCCGCAUGUCAACCUUAUUUACCCUUUCGUUCCGCUCGGAGACUUGCCUAGGGCGUCUGAGUCGAUCACAUCACAACUGAAGUCUCGGAACCGGGGAAGUGAAGAGGCAACAUUUGAGAUACGCCUGGAGGCGGCGGAUGUCUUCCCUCAUCGACACGACAACACUAUUUUCAUUUGCGAUAAUGAUUCGGAGCGGACUACGAAAAUUAAGGAACUCCGAAAUGUCAUCCUACUGGCCUUCGGGCAGAGGCCGGACGACUAUCGCAUGCACAUGACAGUUGGUCAAACCGAAGAACUGAACUCCGCACAUCAUCAGUUCCUGUUGGAAAAGGCACGCCUGCUCCCCAACGUGCAAUGGACCGUUGACAAGCUUCAUAUCUUGGUUCGAGAACGGAAGUAUAUCGACUGGAACGUCUCAAGUCAGAUGAGAUUAUGGGGGACGAUCGAUCUUACUACCUUCACUUGCUCCAGGAGAGAGACACCUACCAAGUUCUACGAAAGCAACAAUACAUCGACCCUGUCAGAUGCUGCAACCGACGCUGUCAUACCAAAGGGUCUCUUAGACCAUCUUCCGUAUACGUUUACGCCGGCCAUGGGCAAAUGGGUUCAGCACGAGGACAACUCGGAACGAGAGUCAUCGUCGGAGUCCAAACUGCGAUCAUCCAUCGCGAUCGCAAGCUACAAUGUCCUAGCGGAAUUCCACCAUCCACCUUCGCAUGCUAGAUAUCCUAUCGUCAUUCGAAAUCUGUUACAUAAGACAGCUUUGGCAGAUGUUCUUGUGUUGGAAGAAGUCACCGAUGAUUUCCUCUCAUAUCUCUGCAAGAAUGACGAAGUUACCAAAAACUACCCCUUCAUUACCCACGGUCCUCCUGAUCAAGCGGACCUCGAACCGCUGCCUAGCCAUCUCAAUGUAGUCGUGCUCAGCAGGUCAGCAUUCACUUGGACUUGGCUAUCCUUCAGAAGAAGUCACAAGGGCUCAGUCAUCCUGCAGUUCCGCGACAUUGGGAAGCGAGACGGGAACCAUUUCAUUCCGGCUAUCUUGUCAACUGUCCACCUCACCCGUGGUCUGACAGACGGUGCAGUCGCUACGAAGAAAGUCGAACUUCAGUCUAUCGUCAACUAUCUUUCCACGACGUAUCCCAGAAACCCGUGGAUCUUAGCUGGCGAUUUCAAUAUCACGACCAGCGCUUACACCAUCGAGGCAGCGCUCAAGAAGAAAGCAAUUUCAUCGCAAACUGCGACUUAUUUAAAGGCUCUCGACACCACCCUUACUGAAGCCGGACUCGUCGACACCUGGGCUGUGUCUCGAGUCCAAUGUGGGGACUCUUCUGAAUUUGAUCACGACCAAAGACAUUUGAAUGGUGCUUUCGAGGGUGAACAAGGGGCGACUCUUGAUCCAACAGUCAAUGAGCUCGCUGCAGAGAACGUCGGCACCGGCUUCAACAACCGGCCUCAGCGGUAUGACAGGAUCUUGGUUAAGGGACGGGACUUGUUCACUAUUACUAGCUUCAACAUAUUCGGCCAAACACCAGGUACCCUUAGUAGGGGUUCCACCGGUGGCGACAGUAGCGACGAGCUCACACAGGCGCCUGAGUUGUCCUACGGAAGCGAUCACUGGGGUGUAAGAUGCUCUCUGAGGAUUCGUGACGAAUCAAAACAGGCACCAGAAGACGUCAACAGUCCUUCGGUGCCUGUGCACUUCGAAGUGGCUGCAGGGUCUCUGGCAGAUGCGUCGGAGCUUAAGCAUUGCCUCGCUGAGCGAAACAUCUUCCCCACCAAGGCAGAUAUCACAAAGCGAGAAGAUGCCUUCGCCCUACUCAAACACGUCGUCUUGGAAGAUGAAGCCAUUCAGGCCCGAGGGAAGCCAGCAUUUGUGAUAGUGCCAGUUGGAUCCUAUGGACUUGGGGUUUGGAGCGCAACUUCCGAUAUCGACUGCCUCUGCAUCGGGCCCGUCAGCUCGAAGACUUUCUUCACCCUUGCCACACAGAGGCUGCGGAGAGCCGCUUCAAGAGGUGUCAAACUUCUUCGGCGCGUGAACGCGAAUUCAGGUACAAUGCUUGAGCUGGAAGUUCUGGACAUCAAGAUGGACCUACAGUAUUGCCCUUCGACGUUCAUCGCCGAGACAUGGCCAUAUGCGAUGCAACUACCGCCCACUGACCCCGUCUUCUCUUUGUCGACGCAGACGUUGGCGAAGCUGAAGCCGGUGCGCGACCUGUACUACCUCCGCCGUACGAUCCCGGAUUAUGCUGCCUUUCGGACGGCAUACCAACUCAUCAAGUGCUGGGCGAAGCAGAGGGGCGUCUAUGCGGCGAAGUAUGGCUAUCUGGGCGGUAUUCACCUCUCGAUCCUCUUAUCCCGCGUAUGCAAGCUGCUCUCGCUCGACGGGCGGCCUGUUUCUGUACCUACGAUCGUGGUGGCCUUAUUCCGUCACUACGCAAACUUCGACUGGAAGAAUCAGAUGGUCUUUGAUCCUUUUUUCCACAAGCAUUUGCGCUAUGUGAGGACGGCAAGAGAGCCUCUGGCAAUCCUGGGCUUCCACGCCCCUAAACUCAACGUCGCCCAUACUGCAUCUCUCCCUUCCGUGCGGACGCUUUCCGAGGAACUCAGACGAGCAGACGCUUUGUUAUCACAGGACGGAAUGACGUGGGCGAGGUUCUUGGGUGAAGAUACGGGGCCUGCAGAUUUCCUUGCUGCUUACAAGAGUUAUGUCAAGAUUGACGCGCAGUUCUGGGGUGUCUCGCUCGCAAAGGGGAGUGGUUUCGUUGGCUGGCUGGAGUCCAGAUGCGUGAUGCUUCUAGUUGAUCUCAACCGACGACUCCCUAACAUCCACGCCCGCAUCUGGCCCGCACGGUUCGUGGCCGAGGACGCCGAAGAGGAGGACACAGACUACCAGGGAUACUACCUAAUUGGGCUCGACAAAUGGGAGGGUUCCAACAGCCAACCGAUGACGAAGGACGACAUGAAGGUCGCCGCCGACUCAUUACAGACAGUCCUCCAGAAGUUCGAAACCCAGAUCCGCGGAGACGAGAAGUACUUCGACGCGAAGUCAUGCUGGAUGAGUGCCUCCAUAGCCAGGCAGCCGGAGCUCGGCGCACUGCGCCUCGACACGCGCGAAUGGGGCGAAUACAGCAUCGGGGACGACGAGUCCGAAGACGAAGAAGAGGAGGAAGAGCAGCCGCUCACCGACGGCGACAGCGGCGCCAAAACCUCGACCAACGCCAAGAAGUCGAAGUCUAGGAGGCAAGCUGCAGCUGCGACAGACGGGUUGCCUACGCGGCCCGGCUACGAGGGCAAGUUUCGCUCGUCCGCCGAUGUCAUCAACCGCAUCCGCUGGGACCCGGCCAUGGACAGCGGCGACUAUAUUGUCGGUUACGAGGACCGCUUCCUGGGCGUCCGGGAACGCGCGAUAGAUGAUUGGAAGGCCGAGCAGACCGACGAGGAGUUCAUCCCGCAGCACCGCAUCUUGUACUUCAAACACAGGAGCGACGGGGCCGUGGUGUGGGACCGGAAGGGGAGGCGGGAUGCGGUUUUUGGAAGUGGGUUUGGUGGUGGUGAUGUUGCUGCUGCUGGCUUAGGGGGCAGGCAGGCGUUGAGUUGA